AUGGUUGGCGGUUCGUUGCUGGUAUUUUUUGACGACAUUCUCAUCUAUAGCCCGACGUGGGAACAUCAUUUACACCACCUCGAAUUAGUUUUAAAGCUAUUGCAGCAGGAACAGCUUUAUGCCAAGCUUUCGAAGUGCUCCUUCGGCUCGGCAGAGAUAGAUUAUCUUGGCCAUACUAUAUCUGGUAAUGGGGUUCAUAUGGAAGAUGCAAAGCUGCAAGUAGUUAUGGAGUGGAAACAACCUCAAAACCUUAAUCAGCUAUGGGAUUUUUUAGGUUUGUCGGGUUAUUAUCGACGCUUCAUCAAAGGUUAUGCCUCUAUUGCUACCCCGCUAACCAAUCUGCUCAAGAAGGAUGCAUUCGACUGCAAAGAUGAGGCUGAAUCUGCCUUUCUUUAA
Arachis duranensis is the source of this 396-nucleotide messenger RNA. RefSeq lists its product as uncharacterized. The transcript is spliced from 2 exons. The record is from RefSeq and is a predicted model, not a curated record. Lineage: Eukaryota; Viridiplantae; Streptophyta; Magnoliopsida; Fabales; Fabaceae. The coding region runs from base 1 to 396 and encodes 131 amino acids.